This is a messenger RNA of Adineta steineri, 301 nucleotides long. NCBI's taxonomy places the organism in Eukaryota, Metazoa, Rotifera, Eurotatoria, Adinetida, Adinetidae. The record is from the annotation of a GenBank genome assembly.
UGGAGGUCGUCUAGAUUUUCCAACAGCUCCAUCAAAUCAACCAAGUGCACCAAUACCUCAACCUCAAUAUCCAAAUAUUAAUUUUGGUCCAUCGAUUCCACCACCAUUACCAUCAUCAGCAGCAAAUGGACCAUAUAUGGGUUUUCAUGUUGAUAAUAAUGCUAAAACACCAUUUAAUGAUCCAUUUCCACAAGUUCCAAAUGAUCGAUCAGCACCACCACCACCAGCUGCUCAUGGAGGUUCAGAUGAUGGCUUUGAUGAUUUAGCUCGUCGAUUUGAAGAUUUAAAAAAUAGAAAAUAA